AUGAAGUCAUUUUUGGCGCUUCCGGCCCUCCUCGGCCUCGCCGUCGCCUUCCCGACCGCUUCUGAGGAUACCCAUGCCAUCCAAAAGCGUCAGGCAACCCUGACCCAGUGGUGCAGCCCUACCACGAGCCUGUGCUAUAACCAAUACACGACCGGCGGCGCCUCCGCCUUCAGAAUAGCCAUCUCCGACUCCUCGACCGUCAACGACUUCGACAUUGCCGUGCAGUUGAUCGCGCCUAUGGGCCAAGGCUGGGUUGGCCUUUCGUGGGGUGGCAGCAUGUCCCAGGCACCUCUGACCGUCGCCUGGCCAAAUGGACAGGACGUGACCCUUUCUUCUCGAUGGGCAGACGGCCAUCAAAAGCCCAUCGUGUAUCAGGCCGCCACCUACGUCGUCCUCGCCGACACGGGCACCAACGGCACGCACUACACCCUGAGCGUCGCGUGCAAGGGCUGCAGCAGCUGGGUCCGCCCGUCCGGCACCAAGGUCCUCGCCUCGAACGGCGGCGUCCGCCUCGCCUGGGCCCAAAACACCCAGGCCGCCACCGUCGCGCAGCCCGCCAACCCUGCUUCCGACUUCAACUACCACCACUACCACGGCUACUUCGAUGCCAGCUUCCAGGACUCCAAGGUCCCCGCGGCCCAGUUCUCCGCCGCCCUCGCCAUGACCAAGCCCGGUGUUAACACCGCCGCCGCCGCGACUGCGGUGCCUGAGCCCGACGUCGCCGCGCCCGUGCCAUCUUCUUAG
Messenger RNA from Parascedosporium putredinis, 744 nucleotides. NCBI's taxonomy places the organism in Eukaryota, Fungi, Ascomycota, Sordariomycetes, Microascales, Microascaceae. The record is from the annotation of a GenBank genome assembly.